This is a messenger RNA of Funneliformis caledonium, 549 nucleotides long. Lineage: Eukaryota; Fungi; Glomeromycota; Glomeromycetes; Glomerales; Glomeraceae. The record is from the annotation of a GenBank genome assembly.
AUGGAAACUGUAAACACAAAUUCCAUUCAAAGGAUAGAUGUACAGUAUGAAUUUUUGGUACAAAGUACAAGACAAGAUACUAAUCUUGUUUACAUUAUAAAUAGCGAAAUCAGAGUGUAUUCCUGUGUUACUGAUAUGUCCAGCACUCCUUAUAAGCAUCAAGGAGCAGUAACAAUGAAAUAUCACAUUGCAAUUUUUAAUUUUUUGUUAUCAUUAACACCUGAUGAUCGUAUGCUUUAUGCAUAUGUUACAUUUGGUAAGAAGUCAGAUGAUGUGAAUAAAGAAAUUGAUAUUUUAUUAUUUGAUUCUUUUUUGAAGAAAAUGAAAGCAGAUUAUCAAAACUCCAGUUUACAAUUGUGCACUGCAUUGGAUAAGUUUGCAGAGCAGUAUCAAAUAGCAAAAUCGAAAUCUAUUUCUCGAUUAAUUUCCUUUCUUUAUGAUCUUAACCAAAAUGCAAAUCCAAUAAGUUGUGUUAAAAGUGGUUCUAUGAUUCGCAUUCAAGUAGAAUCUGUUAGACAUCGUAAAAUAGAAUCAAGAGAUGCUAAAUGA